UCUAGAGAAAAACCGCGAAAAGGAGGAUACAGCGCGGAUUAAGACACCGGUGCUUGUCGCAGUUUUGGUAAUUGUGUGACACUGACAGGUUCGGUAAUCGGAAGACGUUCUUUGUGUAAAAUGGCAACUCCAGAAACAGAAGGACCAACAGAUGUUGCUAGGGUAGAAGAACAGCCUGAAGAAGAUACUGAUGAUCUAACCUUACCUCCGUCUAAUGAUGACAACAAGGAAUAUGACACAAAGCUGGAAACGGAUCGAGCCAAGAGGUUUGACUACUUGCUUCAGCAAACUGAAAUUUUCUCCCAUUUUAUGGCAAGUGGCACUCUUGGCAAAACAGGGGGUUCACCACUGAAGGUCAAACCAGGACGACCCAGAAAGAAACCUGAUGAAAAAGCUAAGCUGUCUGCUGUUGGAGAGAAGUGUCUUGUGGAAGCCGAAGCAGCCGGGUGGUGUUUGAAUACCCAUCGCCACCGAAUGACCGAACAAGAAGAAGACGAAGAACUGUUGUCAGAAAGCAGAAGAAGUGCCAUCACUGUCACAAGAUUUGAACAGUCUCCGACAUAUAUCAAAACUGGUGAGUUGAGGGAUUACCAGGUCCGAGGACUCAACUGGAUGAUAUCACUGUAUGAACAUGGCAUUAAUGGAAUAUUAGCUGAUGAAAUGGGUUUAGGUAAAACUUUACAAACUAUCUCCCUCUUCGGCUACAUGAAACACUAUCGGAAUGUCAACGGACCUCACAUGGUGAUUGUUCCCAAGUCAACCUUGGCCAACUGGAAGAAUGAGUUUAAAAGGUGGUGCCCAAGCCUAAAGGCCGUCUGUCUGAUCGGAGACCAAGAAACGAGGGCUGCUUUAAUACGUGAUACUCUGAUGCCAGGAGAAUGGGACGUCUGCGUGACGUCCUACGAGAUGGUUAUUAGAGAGAAGGCAGUUUUAAAAAAGUUUAAUUGGAGAUAUUUGGUAAUUGACGAAGCCCACCGAAUCAAGAAUGAGAAAUCCAAACUUUCAGAAAUUGUUCGAGAGUUUAAAUCAACCAACAGGCUGCUCUUAACGGGAACGCCGUUACAGAAUAAUCUUCACGAGCUGUGGGCUUUACUCAACUUCCUGCUGCCUGAUGUGUUUAACUCCUCCGAGGAUUUUGAUGCGUGGUUUAACACUAGCAACUGCUUGGGAGACACAAGCCUUGUUGAAAGAUUACAUGCUGUACUAAGACCCUUCCUGUUACGUCGACUGAAGUCUGAAGUGGAAAAAAAAUUGAAACCAAAAAAAGAGGUUAAAAUCUAUGUUGGUCUGAGCAAGAUGCAGAGAGAAUGGUACACGAGAGUAUUGAUGAAAGACAUUGACGUAGUGAAUGGUGCUGGGAAGGUUGACAAGAUGCGACUUUUAAACAUUCUAAUGCAACUUCGAAAGUGUUGUAAUCAUCCUUAUCUUUUUGAUGGAGCUGAACCAGGACCACCUUACACUACAGAUGAACACUUGGUGUACAACUGUGGCAAACUGGUCAUCCUUGACAAGUUACUUCCAAGGUUACGGGAACAAGGAUCUCGUGUGCUGAUUUUCUCUCAGAUGACACGCAUGUUGGACAUUCUUGAGGACUACUGUCUGUGGCGGGGAUAUAUGUAUUGUCGUCUAGAUGGGCAGACCCCACAUGAAGAUAGAGAGGUAUGUAAGUACGGGACAUUAUCUGCCGAUGUCUAG
Molecule: messenger RNA, 1695 nt
Organism: Limulus polyphemus (Atlantic horseshoe crab)
Lineage: Eukaryota; Metazoa; Arthropoda; Merostomata; Xiphosura; Limulidae
Product: SWI/SNF-related matrix-associated actin-dependent regulator of chromatin subfamily A member 5-like
Exons: 13
Coding region: 121-1695 (524 amino acids)
Biological process (GO): regulation of transcription by RNA polymerase II; nucleosome organization
Cellular component (GO): nucleus; chromatin
Molecular function (GO): ATP hydrolysis activity; histone binding; DNA binding
Source: RefSeq, a predicted model, not a curated record